UUAUCUUCAAAAAGUGUAAACUUUAGGCGGAUUUCCACUCAAUGUCCGGACGUCCGGACAAAAUUUUCAACCAAUCAGAAACCUUCAUUUUACUAACACAUAGGUAAUACUAAAAUAACUUGACAGUUCGUUCAUCCAAUUUUUUGAGUUAAAAAAUAUUUAACUUCUGGCUGAAGGCUGAAGCAAAAACACACACUCAAUAGCAAACGUCAGUCCAUCAGAAAUGUCAGUUCUUCGGGAGUAGUGGAAAUCAACCUUUUUAUGUUCAUGAUAUUUGCAUUUGCAUCUUAACAGUGUAAAAAUAUUAUUGUCCGGACGUCUGGACAUUGAGUGGAAAUCCGCCUUUUAUAUAAAAAAUAUACAUGCAUAUAUAUACAUGUGUGUAUGCAAAAUGUUCUUGAGUAAUGUAAUUUUCGAGUGAGAUUUCGAGUGAUAUUUCGUAUCGUGCCUCCCUGUUUUUUAAAAUGUAUACAAUACUAUUCACUUUGUUUUUGAAGGUGCAAUGCUCAGCUGAUGAUUUCAGAAAAAAAAAUCCAAUUGAAAAACAGCAAUUUAUUAGAAAAAUUUUCCAUUAGAAAAACGGAGAAUUCUGAUUCGAAAGUGAAUAAAAAGUGACAGACAAAAGUGAGAUUCAUACACAAUUAAACUGUUAAUAUUUUCUACUCAAGAUGUCGCUAAUUAUUCAUAUUUCUUUCAUUCUGCCAACUUUACGAAAUAAAAUGUUCUUGAAAUUUCUAGAUAUUUCAGAGUAAAAAAAAAGGUAAACAAACUUAAUAAAACGAAAAUAGGUUAUGGUUGACUGCUAGUAUUUUGUUAUAUUCGAUUCUGGCAACAUACAUUGUAUGUCUCUUGUUUAAGAAUAAAUAAUACAUUUUCAAAUAUCUGAGAAUUAAAUAUUUUAAAAUGAAAAACGAAAACAGUAAUAGUGAUUUACAACAUCCACGGAUUGAUUCAUUGCAAGCUCUGUUAAGGUUUGCUAUCCAACAGACCAAAUCUGAAGAUGCACCACAUGAAUCUGUAUAUGAACAAAUGGAUCCAGAGAGAAGAAAAUUUUUGGAAAAUGCUUUAAAAAGUUGGACUGUUGAUAUUAUGGAAGAAUUAGAAAAGGCUGUAAAAAUUCUUGAAUCAGCAGAAUCUAGUGUUGAUGAGAAAUUACAAUCACUUGAAAUGAUUGAAGAAUUAGCUGGUGACAUAGAUUUAGCUAACAAUUUCUUGAAAAUUGGUGGAGCCAAUAUUAUUAUUUUAUGCUUAAACUCCGAAGAUUCUCGAAUAAAAACUUCGGCUAUUGAAUUGGUUGGUGAAAUAAGUCAAAACAAUCCAUUUGCACAAUCGCACUUUACAGAAAUAGAUAUGAUCCCUCGCUUGAUAAAAUUUUUGAAUGAUAGUGAUAAUAAUGUUAUUAAAAGUACUUUACAUGCGAUAUCAUGUUUAGUGAGGAGGUAUGAACCAGCUCUUGCUAUUUAUGUAGAAAAAGAUGGUUUAGAAAUGAUUUUAGAUUGCAUAAAACGAAAAAUUUCGGAAGAAAAAAUAUUGACAAAAGCUGCGUUUUUAGUUGAUGCUUUGUCGAUUGAAUUUCCAGAAGUUCGAGAACAAUUUUUAAAAUUGGGAGCUAUUGAAAUCUUAUUUUAUAUUUUAAAGGAAUCAUUAAAAUGUUAUGAUGGAAAUUAUAGCGCAAAAGUAGAACACAUUUUAUCAGCAUUAAAAACUCUAUCAGAAUCUAGUAAAGCAAAAGAAAGAUUGAAAGUCAUCGAAAAUGUUCAAAGUACUUUAAAUCAAAUUUUAGAUUUAUGUCAUUCAAAGGAUGAAUGUGAAGAAAUUAUUAGUCAUUCAAAAUAUAUCCUUAAUAUUUUUAACAACGACGUAGGUAACGUGUCACAAACAACAGGUCCACCAAGUUACCAAGUUUCUAUAUGGCAAGACAGAACAAAGCCAACACAGUGAAUUAAAAUCAAAAUUAUUAAACAGUAGCUAAUAUUUCCGAAAACUGCAAAAAAAUUUAUGUUCCAAUUUUUCAAUAAAAAAACAAAAUUUUUUUCUAUUAAAAUUUUCAAUUAAAAUUUAAAAAUUGCAAUCAUUUAGAUUAAAAAAAGGUAUAUUCAUAUAUAUGCAUGAAUGUAUGUUCAUAUGCAUGUAUAUAUGUGCGUAUAAUGUAGUGAUUAUAGCUUAAUUUAUUAAUCUUUCAAUAAAUACUAAUAAAUAUAAGUUUUGUAUAAGUUACUAUGUA
Messenger RNA from Condylostylus longicornis, 2224 nucleotides. RefSeq names its product nucleotide exchange factor SIL1. Bases 904 to 1941 code for a protein of 345 amino acids. NCBI's taxonomy places the organism in Eukaryota, Metazoa, Arthropoda, Insecta, Diptera, Dolichopodidae. The record is from RefSeq and is a predicted model, not a curated record. The transcript has 2 exons.